This is a messenger RNA of Pterocles gutturalis (yellow-throated sandgrouse), 2754 nucleotides long. RefSeq names its product KIAA1377 ortholog (gene CEP126). NCBI's taxonomy places the organism in Eukaryota, Metazoa, Chordata, Aves, Pterocliformes, Pteroclidae. Gene Ontology annotation, cellular component: centrosome; ciliary base; midbody. The record is from RefSeq and is a predicted model, not a curated record. Gene Ontology annotation, biological process: non-motile cilium assembly; cytoplasmic microtubule organization; mitotic spindle organization.
AAUUUUCAUCAAGAAGUCAAGAAAACAGAUGAUUCAGAAAGCUUGUCAAGCCUUGACAGUCUUGAGGCUGGAGAACAAAAUGGAAAUUACACAAUGCCGGGUGAAUCAUCUUUGACUACACAGUGUGACUGUGCCCUGUACAAUCCAGAAAAAUCACAAACUAGGAAUAAUGGUUUGCUUUAUACAGCUCUAAGUACUUCUAAAAAUAUGCAUCUAAAUAAUUGUCUGAGAAACGUAGAUUCACAAAACAACCACAACUUACCUAUUCAUGAUCUUUUAGCUAAACAUAAUGUUCUAACUCCUGCAGUAAACAAUUCAGAAGAGGAAUCAUCUGCUGCUCACAGAUCUGGAAAAAGACCUGCAGAGUCCUCUACCUCUGGUAAGCAAGAAAGCUCUGUAAGUAAGGCAUUUAUUUUUCUGCAAAAUAUAAAAGAAGAAAGAAGCAAGCCAUCUUCUGGUACGGCUAGCACAUUAGCUGCUGGUCAUCCUGUUUUCAAUCCUAGCAAAGCCUGGGCCAGCCCUGACUCUAUUCCAGGAGAGAGAGUUCAGGAUCUGAUGCAAGAUCAGAGUUUUAAAAUGACCCCACAAAAAAGAACUGUAUCUGUGCAAAACUCCAGUCAACCUAUUGCAACAUCUAUACUCUUAUUUCCUAAUCAGGGAUGUUCCGCUGGCAUUCCCAGCACAGCCGGUACGUUACCAAAGGACAAAAACAUCAGUAGAGAGUUUUUAAAAAAUACCUCAGGAAAAAUGACUGAAACAAAAGAAGAAAAUACUAAAUGUAUUGAUGACAUUAAUCCAGGCUCAUCUUUAUUUCAGGACAUACCAAAUGCCUCAGUUCCAUGCGAUGUUAAGCAACAGAAUAACAGAGAGGAAGAAAAGGGAAAUAUGGUAGAAACUAUGUCACUGAUGUCCGAUAUGGAGUUAAAUUCUGACACUCCUGCACAGCAUAAAACCCUGAAAAACAAUCUACUUGAAAGAAAAAGAGCAAGAUUAUUCACAAGUAUCUUAAAGAAGGAAUCUAAAUAUGAACCCAGUCAUUUCAAAGCUGUAGUUAUGAACCAGGGGAUCACUUUUGGAACACGACCUGUGUCUUCUAUCAGAGACAGUUUAGAACUGGCAAAAAUAAAAAGGAAAAGUGCAGAAAAUGAAAAAUACAAUAGAAAGCUAAGAUGGUGUGAUCAAAUUAACCAGAUAAUAAUAGAAAAUAAUGAAAAAUGCUAUGAAAAAACCACCAGUGAAAUAUCUUCUGCACAGCUGCAAUAUGUUCAAGCUACAAAUAAUGCUCCUAAGACUAAUUUAGGUAUUGUUGCUCAACCUUCAAACCCCAUGUUCAUAAAAAAUCAUCAGGAAAUCUCUCAUCUAUCAAAACCAAAUGUGAAUACUGAAGAAUUGAAUAAAGAAUGCACAUCUCUGAAUAUAUUUAUGUCUACUGGAUCCUAUUCUACUAAAAAAGCUUGGAUGGCAUCACAAGAUGAAGAAAGUAAACCCCCAGUAUGUAGCAAUAAUUCUAAAAUUAAUGAAGUUCAUCAACUCAAAAACAAGGCAAAAAUAACUAGAAGACUGAGAUCUGUAAGAGCCCAGCCAAGUUUUAUGCCCCAGAAGAGAACAGGCACUAUAGUCCAACCGCAGUCAGCCGCUGAAACCAACGAAACUGUGAAAGCUCCAGAGAAACUGCCAGCACCUCUCCCACCAUCCACACCUCUGCCGGGAAACAGAAGUGGCAAAAACGCGGCCAGCCCUGGGUGGCAGCCACUGCCGCCUUCACGUCUUCAAGCUACAAACAGGAAUGAUUUAAAUAACAGGCAUGUUUUGUUAGCAGAUCAAGUUUUAAAUAGAAAUGGUACAGAAAACAGUGAGAGGAUUACUUAUAGUUCAGACCUGGCCAUUGCGAUAUCUACACCUGGCUGCAGCACGGCCAAAUACAAACCUUGGGCAAAAAAUACUUGUUCUGUAAAUUGUGUUCAGGCAAAGGCCCGUCAGGGUCAUUCAGUAAACUGCACUGAAAGAAGACCUGCUAACGCAGAAAAUGGAUUACAUCUCCAGCACAUCCGAGCAGCUGGGAAAACAAGUACCCCCUGGCAAGGAGCACACACCGCUCGAGCUCCAAAAGACUCUGCUGCUGGUAGGAGUCUGGGUUUGGGGUGCGGGGAUGUUCAGACGAAAGUGCUAUUCAGCACCCUGUUGUCACAUUACAAUAAUUCGUAUAUAACUAAAUGGCAACCCUUUAAAGCUAAUGUGUCCCAUGUUACUGUUAAUGGCAGCGGCCAGAUGAGUGUUGUUCCUGUUACAAGACAAAAGAAGGAUUUUGACAAUGGUGAAAAUGAGCAGUUUUCAGAACACAGAAGGCAAACUGUAGCCUCUAAAAGAUGGAAACCUACUCAUCAUGCACAGAAUUCGUUAUGUACUGUCCAGCUGAGUCCUAUUCAAUCUUCAUUUGAUCCAGCCCAAAAUACGAAUAACACCUAUAAGCCUGAUGAAGUUUCAGAAAGCACUGUUCAGUUUCUAAUGGCAGAAAAACUAGCGAGUACACCAGUUGCAGAAGAUGAAAUCCUGGCAGCUAUGAAAAGUGUGCAGCCAGCCAGCCAGCCCUUGCUGCUUAACAGGGCUCCGUGUCCAGAAAUGAGUGCACUUUCAAUAGAAGAACAGAAGAUUCUCCAGUCUCUUGAUUGUCUCGAUCAAAGGCUACAAAAUAUUCAAGAAGCCAUUACCAGAAGCCCAUCUUCUUCAAAUGUUUUGCAGAUAAUCACCCCUUUA